UGAACAAAAGGCUAAGUGUAAUUAUUGUAAUGCUAAACUUAGCCAUAAAAAAGGCAAUGGAACAUCUCACCUUCGAUAUCAUCUCAAAUCAUGCAACAAGUAUCAAAAAUCAGUAUCUAAUAGUGAUUCAUCAAAUUUACCAGAAGGUCAAACACAAUUAGAUCUUAGUUUAUUCAUUAAAUGA
Racocetra persica is the source of this 184-nucleotide messenger RNA. NCBI's taxonomy places the organism in Eukaryota, Fungi, Glomeromycota, Glomeromycetes, Diversisporales, Gigasporaceae. The record is from the annotation of a GenBank genome assembly.